CCUUUUGAGUAAUUACCAAGCUGCCCUCCCCCCAUCUCUACACUAAAACGAGAAACCAAAAAUAAAUUCUGCAGGAGGGGGUUCGAACCCGCGUCCUCGGGGCAAAGACGCACCGAUUAGUAGGCCAGCCAGUUGGGCUGCUGGCCCAUCAUCCGUCAAUUUAACCAUUCCGCUUAAUUUUAUUCCUUCAAAAUCCCUAAUACGAAAUGUGAAAUGCGGAUUAAGUUUGUUUCAUUUCUUUUUCUAAUACACCAAGAUACAUCCUAAUAAUUAAAAUCCUAAUAAUAAUCAAUCUAAAAUUUAACGAUAAAAUCCUAUUACGAGAAUUACGUUCAGUGAAACGUGGUAAAGCUACAAUUAAAUUAUCAAAGUCCGAACGAACUACGUGGACUUUGAUCCCGUCUUACGGGUACGUAGGCAACCGAUAAGGUUCGAGUCCAACUAACCAACUAACUUUAUCGUUUACGUCAGUGGACGUACAAUUAAAUUACCAUUAAUACGAUUUAAUUUUUUUUUAAUGGUCCAGUGGGACCCUAAGAUUACAAAAUUGUUACUAAAAUACACCCAACUUGCAUAAAAACUUAUCGACUUAAGUAGUACCGAUUUAGGGCGUUGUGGGGGUGUUGCUUAACUUCCCCGCACGUAACCGUACUCCCGAACCCAGAACUUUAUUUUCGCAGACCAUGCCUCGGUUCUGACACUAAGGUUAGAGCCGAUUUGAAGAGUGUUCGAUCCACUCCAAAUAAGAUCGAUGGCGACUCCCAAAAAAUGCCGACGCGACGACAUUCGGACCCCCCAGAGGGACGGUUGCGACAGUUGGCGACUCCGCUGGGGACUAUUAGAGAGUCGAGCUACAUAAUUAAGUUUGAUAAGUUUUUCUAACUUCCUAUUACGUGUUGGGUGUUUACUUUAUUAUUUGCGCAAUUAUAUUUUCGCAAUUAAAUUAUGCAUUCAUGCAUAAAAGCUCUAUACCCGAGCUAUCCUUUUAGAAAAUUGAAAGGAGUACCGUGACAUCCACAGUAGUGGUAGUCACGCAAAACUUUCUAACCAAGUUGAACUCGGAUCCGAGGAUGAUCUCGAGGUAUCUAGCCAGUUCGAAAGGGCUACGGCAGGAUACAACUUGGGAACCAAAUCCCUAGGAAUUUCUCUGCCAGCAUAUAGUAAGCAUAGAGGCCUCCCUAAACCGUCCAAAACAAUCCCCAAAGACACCCUGAAACCGUGUCGUUACGCCGUUCGAAAGCCCUAUGUCUACCUAAUUAGGGUAAUGAUGUAAUGAUAUGUGUUUGCUUAUCCAGAUCUAUGUUUGAUUACGAUGUAAUGAUGUGCGUUUUAUCUUUUACUCGUAAAACUGUGUGAUUGCAUUAAUGAAAAACGUUUUGAAAAUUCAUAAACAUUGUUCUCUCAUAAGAUUUUCAUUCACCCAUUCACAAUUUUAUCAUAAGAAGCUUAAAAAUGCAUGCAUGAGAUGAAAAAUGAUUUUGCAUUCAUACAUCAUUGCAUUUUUGCAUAAGCAUCAUGCAUAAAUAUAAAGAACAAAAUUAAUUUAACACUGUUGAGACAAAAUCAGGUUUCCUUAAAAUUGCUCGUCCACAAGGAAAAAGUCAGGACUUCAAGUACUUAACUAGAUCCAAGCUCGAGUUCGUCAUGGAAGUGUUCCAGAAAAAGUUAAGCGACAUUGAAGGAAAGAUAACCGGAUUCGAUGAAAAGCUAGCCGGGUUCGAUGAAAUGAAGGAUCAACUGAAUAUGAUAGUAAAUAUCUUAUCAGCUAAAGGGAAAGGGGUAGUAUCCAACGAUGGAGAAAUACACUCUGAUGAAGAAGAUCGCGAUGGGAACAUGAAGGGUGAAGCUUCUAGUGCCAAGAUCCCCGUCAUACCCUCAAAAGACGUAUUUGAAAAGAAGAACAUGGGAUCUCCAAUACAUGAUCGAGAGGAAGACAAAUUGGAAGAAGCCAUGGACGACGUCCUAUUAAAAGAAAAAUGGGAAUACCUGGAUGAAAGGGUUAGAGCAAUUGAGGGGGUAGAAUCCUAUGGUUCUACAGAUGCCACACAAUUGUGCCUAGUGCUAGACGUAAUAAUUCCCAAUAAAUUUAAAAUUCCAGAGUUUGAAAAGUAUGACAGUACCACGUGCCCCAGAAACCAUCUGAUCAUGUAUUGCAACAAAAUGGCUAACCACAUUAGAGAUGACAAACUCAUGAUACACUGCUUCCAGAAUAGCCUAAGUGGUUCGGCGCUAAGAUGGUAUAUGCAACUCGAAAGAUCGAAGGUGAAGAGGUGGCAAGAUUUAGCUGAUGCGUUCAUAAGACAUUACAAGCACAACCAAGAUCUAGCUCCUGACCGAGAAGAUUUACGUAACAUGGAAAAGCAAGAAAAUGAAUCUUUCCGUGAAUAUGCACAGAGGUGGCGAGGAAAGGCCGCAGAUGUUCAACCCCCGUUGUCAGAAAAAGAAAUGGUUUCGACCUUCUUCGAAACACUAAAGCCUCCAUAUUACAACAACAUGGUAGGAAUCACUACAACAAACUUUGCUGAUUUGUUAGUAAUUGGAGAACGAAUAGGGAAGGGGAUUAAGCUAGGAAAAAUGGAAAUCCCAGAAGCCUCUAAGAAACCGCACCAAUCCCGAAGGGGAGAAGCAGAAGUCCAUUAUACUCAAACAGAAUCAUCAAGAGGGAGAAGGUGGGAUCAUCUACCUCAGGCCAAUCAAGCGCGUCCCCAUGUUGCAAACCUUGCCAUAAUUAAUCAACGUCCAGUUUUUCAAACUCAACGAACGAUCCAAGGCCCGACACAAGUUGCACCACCAAAUAACCAAGACCAGAACAAUUCCGGGAAAUACAAAAAACCUUUCCAAAUCGACCCUAUCCCCAUUACAUACACUGAACUUCUCCCCCAACUAAUUCAGAGUCACCUAAUUUCCCCAAUACCAUGUGAACCAAUGAAACCUCCUUAUCCAAAUUGGUACAGGUCAGAUCAACACUGUGCUUACCACUCAGGAGUCGCGGGACACUCAACUGAAGAUUGUCGAAUGUUCAAGAUCAAAGUCCAACAAAUAAUGAAAGCUGGUUGGUUGAAGUUCGAAGAAGAGCCAAAACGUCCAGACGUCAACAAGAAUCCACUACCAACUCACGAGAAUUAGUGGAUGAACUACAAGGCAAAGCUCGAUUCAAGGAUGAUGUUGAUCCUAUCUAAUAAAUGAACUAUCGAGAUAAUUUUCCAUAACAAAAUAUGUAUCACUUUUGCUUUCACCGUCAUGAAUAAAAGGUCUUUCGCGUUUCGACCUCUUUGGAGCAUCAAGUGAACAGUGUCAAUCUUAAUUUAAGAGUUCGCAUCAAUGAUUUUUUUUUUCAAAAUAACAAAUGCCACUUCCGAUCUUAAGAAAAAACGAAUUUAUUUUCUAAAAAAUGAAAGCCAUCAAAAUCCAGUUUUAUUUUCAAGCUAAAGCCAUGAGAUUUUCAUGCCAAAAAAUGUGAGUACCCCACUGGUGCUGAGAUUUGGGACACCCCACUGGUGUCAAGUGAUUAUAAACACCAUGCUACUGUCAAUAAUUUGAACACCACUGGUGUUAUGAGUGUACGUGUUUUGCUAAAAUCGAGAGAUAAACACCCUACUGGUGACCAUGAAUAGUCAAAAGGUGUAAUGAGUAUACGACAUCAUGCUACUUGUAGAAUCUCGUCACCAUUAUAGUCGACUUUCACCACCAAAUUGAGGCUCAGUUUACGUGAAGUCAAAUAGCCAAACCCCGAUGCACAUGGAGCCAAACAUUUCUAUAAUAGCAAGAAAACCCUCUCAGAGUCUCACGAGUGAAGCACUCAUAUAUACAAACAAGCACAUUGCGUCAGAAUCCUCGCUUGUACAGAAAAAAGAAUAGUCUAUUCAACCUAGCCAACGAGAAGAGGCACCCACAUUAUCAAUCAUCAAGACAAACUCUCCACUUUUCGAUACUACUCCUACCAAAGAUAAAUUCUAGAUCAAGGAAAAUGAGAAGCACAUAUGUGGGCAUACCAUAGCCAAGUAAGUCCCGCACGAAGAAAAAAGCUGGAAAAAAAAAGAAAUAUUUUGUGGGACUUACUAAUUAGGUGCCCCUAAUUAAGCAUUUGAAGUAUCAACCGCAUGCAUCAAGUCAAGGUCUUACAAGGAAAAUAUAAUGACCUCAAGCCAAGACCUUCCAUGAUAAGAAAGCCUUUUCGGCCAAAAUCACUUCGUCCCAGAUAUUCAUCAUUUUGAGAGCAAGUCAGAAGCUGAAGCUCCACCACAACCCACAUUUAGAGGUCAAACAAAAACCUUGACAAGUCCAUAACCAGAUUACAUUCGCAAAAACUUCAAAACCACGACUCUUGAAACCAUAAUCUCAAAGACAGGGGGCAAAGCCAGCCAAACACACAUUCCCCCAAAUAUGUUCAAGACUGGCGACAUUUUCAAACAAAUCUUCGCCGAAAAAAAGUCCGGGAUAGUAGUAGUUCUCAACCCAUCAUGUCAAUCCCAUACAUUGGGGGCAAAACCAGAAUCCCUCUACAAGAAGCCUUAGGGGUAAUACCAAAAUCUGACUUAUCUGUCACCCAUCUGAAUAAACCACACUUCAAGAGCAAGAAGCCUCUUUUAUGGGAGAUCAAAACGUCUGCGGUGAACCAUAUGGUGAUCUUCUAAAUCAAUUGCAUCAAAGGCUUCCACAUUAAGUAAAUCUUCACAAGAAACGCAGUUGGACACCACAUAAAAGCGACGUCACAAGGUGACUAGAAUCUUAAUGGUAGCUGAAGUGUCGUACACUCAAAUCACCUAUAGGAUUGAGUGAUGAGAGAAAUACAAAGCGGGAGUGAGAGCGAGCAAAAUCAAAAGCAAGAGUGAGAGUGAGGGCUUACUGAUAUUCUCAUGGCUUGACUUACACUUCUUUAUUUGAAAAAAUCAAAUUUGACCACAUGGCAACUACCACGCAAAAACGAUCUUAUCCAAUUUGCACACACUUCACGAAAGCAAGUCUUAAUAUGGCUUUCAUUAUUAAUUCUCCAAUAAACAUUUUCAAACAUU
Messenger RNA from Linum trigynum, 5012 nucleotides. The record is from the annotation of a GenBank genome assembly. NCBI's taxonomy places the organism in Eukaryota, Viridiplantae, Streptophyta, Magnoliopsida, Malpighiales, Linaceae.